Messenger RNA from Cetraspora pellucida, 1542 nucleotides. Lineage: Eukaryota; Fungi; Glomeromycota; Glomeromycetes; Diversisporales; Gigasporaceae. The record is from the annotation of a GenBank genome assembly.
AUGUCCUCAGAAUAUUUAGAAUGGCAUUUAAUAAACGCCUACGUUUGUGAUUUGUUAAAGACAAAGCCGAUAUUGUUAGAAAAUGAUCUCUUUGGAAUUGCCUGCAAGAGUUUACAAUCACUAUCAAAGAAUAAUUCAAAUUUGCCCAAAUAUGUAUCUGAGUAUGCCUCCAAAUUACUUGUGAAAUGGAAAGGACCUGAAAGAGAACACUGGUUUGAAAUUGCUAAAAAAGCUGUUCAACGUAUGCGUGACGAUGAAAAGAUCGAAGCGAAUAAAGCUGAAAUUCGACAGAAAAAAGUUAUUCAACAUCAGAGAAUUGCUACUACUGCGAUUGAGCUCGUCACCACUGAGCUUGACGAAUUACCACGCAAACAUGUCCUAGAUGCAGAUGGCGAUGAAAAAAAGAAUACUGAAGGAGCUACAAUUCUGGCGAAAAAGUGUAAAACUGAAUCCGAAAAUAAGACAAAAAGUGGGAGAACUGUUGUGCCGAAUUAUAGUCAUUUUUAUGGCGAAUCGAUAACAGAUGACGAUGCCUCUGAAAAUUCUUCUUCUAGUAGUUUAUAUGAGCUAAACGAUGAGGUGGUUACUCAAAAGAACGACCACUUUGAUAAAAAUCAAGAUAUUCAAAUUGACAAUCAGAACUCCUCAACGUUAACAGCUUCAAGUACCAUUGAAACAGAUGAAUCAAAUCAGAAAUCGUUAAAAGAUCUGCUUGGUGGCAAUCUUUAUUGCUCAGAAAAUAUGAAAUCCAUCUGCCAACACCAUGAUACACUAUAUCCUGAUGAAAAUUUAAUAGACUUACGGCCCAAUUCAAACUAUUUCAAUAAGCUUCCUUUCAAAAUUCUGGAACCAUAUUUUAAAGAGCUUGACGACAAAAUUGAAAAUUUAAUUCCACUAAAUAUUCACGAAUUCCUGAUAGAGUUUUUUCAGCAAGAUUUGACCAGCGAGGAAUGGCACAUCAAGAUUGAUGAUCUAUGCUGUUUAGAUCAAAGUGAUUGGCUAAUGGCGUCUCUUUGGUAUAUUUCAGCAAUAUGCUAUGAAUUCGGAGAAAUUGGAUCAAAAAAUCACGUAAAACGUGAAUGCGCUGAUGGUGUAGGACACCUAAAUACUGCUGAUAAAUUUCAGCUAGUUUAUAUGGAAGGCACAAGGAUAAAUGCUAAAAAUGACAAAGAAAUAACGGAUGCCUCCAAAAUAUCUAAUAACCUUCAAAGCAUUUUUAUAAAUAUAAUAAAAGAUAACAUAAAAUGUAGACGCAGAUUUCCCAAAACACUUGCUGUUUUCGGUGGGCAAAGUUUCCGCCUUAGAAUUCACCUACAAUUUUUAAACUAUUGUGAAGGAAAGUUCUGUCUGAAUGAAGUGGAUAAUGCGAAUCUUCCACGUGACUUUACAGAGAUGGUGGACUUUGUGUUCUUUUAUGAAUGCGUGAUAAAGUGGGCCUUGCUGGCUCGGGAAGUAAAGGAAGGUUUCGAAAAAUCAAGAUCCCAACAAAGGCCUUCGAGAUUCUCCUACAUUAAUAGCUUGAAUGUAGCAAAUACUCUAUAA